Molecule: messenger RNA, 1410 nt
Organism: Acaromyces ingoldii
Lineage: Eukaryota; Fungi; Basidiomycota; Exobasidiomycetes; Exobasidiales; Cryptobasidiaceae
Product: NAD(P)-binding protein
Exons: 1
Coding region: 155-1090 (311 amino acids)
Source: RefSeq, a predicted model, not a curated record
CAUCUACGUCGAAGAGGACGUUCCACGUCUAUCAAUUGGUCGACAACACAGACGCGGUCAACGCCUUUUCCACUUAGCUUUUCAAUCUUCACACUCAACGAUCGAUUCUGAAAGCCGUGUCGCGAGUGACAAUUGAGGAUAGCCAGCCAGGGUGAUGCAGAAUUUCCUCGUCAUAGCCGCAACCGGCACCGUCGGGCGUCCUCUGACGCACAAGCUGCUGGCGAUAGGCCACUGCGUACAUGUGCUGACCACUCAUCCAGACUCGGAGCGCGCACUUGAGCUCGCACGUGCAGGCGCGAAGAUUUUUCGAGGCGCUCUGGACGACAAAGCUGCCAUUGCCGCCGCCGCCGCCACCUGCACUGGCGUGUAUCUGAAUCCUACCCCUGCAUCCUUAGCCGAUCACCACUUGGAAGUCACGUACGCGCAGAACAUCAUUGAAGCAUCGCGAGCGGCGGGUAUACGCUUUUGUGUGUUUCAAUCGGUGCAAAAUACGCACAGCAUCGCGACCAUGCCCGAAUGGCAAGAGUGGAUUAGCAGCGCAGGCGUCGUGGCCGACUACUGGAAUAGGAAAAUGAGUAUACAAGAAACUGUCAGGACAGCUGGUUUUGACUGUUGGGCAGCCAUACAAGGUUCAAUGCACUUCUCAAACUUCGGUGCUCGAUAUCUUGCGAUGUCAUUUCCUGGAGUGCGCGAUCAUCCCGUCGGCACACUCAGCUUCCCGGUACAAGUAGACACCGUCCUGGAUCUAGUCGACCCUGUCGAUCUGGCAGAGAUAGCGACACGCGUGCUCUUGGAUCCACAUACUUUCAAUGGCUUGGCCUUCAACGCUGUCGGCGAGAAAAUGACGCUGGCACAAAUUGCCGCCGUCAUUGCCAAGCAUGCGAACAAGCCAAUGCGUGCCGAGCACCCCGAUCCGGAAAGUGUGAAGGCCAAGCGGGCCACAGACCUGCAAGCUGGCAACGGCGAGGUUUUGGCCAUCUUUGCAAACCGCACAGACAUUAGUGUGUGUCAAGCGCUUGGCAUCGAAUUCAACACCCUUGAUAAAUUUCUCGAGAAAAGGCAAGACGAACUGCGAGAGGUCGUCGCAUAGCGCAUUUCAAAGUUCUUUGUCAGGUACGUCAAUUGCGGGAACAAACCGUGCCAUACAAAUGUGAACACCGCGUGGUCUACACUUUCAACAGAAUUGUUCCUCCGCAAAGUACUGUACUGUACAGUACUUUUGUCCACCACGCCGUUCCGGCCGGGCACAGCGUUAUCCGACAUUGAUGAGUUGAUGUGUCAUGGCAAUCGAACUAUGACCAUAUCUCAGAUGUAAUAAACUUGUCGACCAGACUAUUUUACAGAAAAUAGGUGCUCUAAGAGAACCCAGAUCCAUUCCACUGUUGCUUGGAGUAAUCAAUGAUCUGCGCC